Messenger RNA from Arachis ipaensis, 999 nucleotides. NCBI's taxonomy places the organism in Eukaryota, Viridiplantae, Streptophyta, Magnoliopsida, Fabales, Fabaceae. The record is from RefSeq and is a predicted model, not a curated record.
AUGUCGGUUUGUUUAAGGUAUGUGAAUAAAGAAGGGCAAGUUAGGGAGCAUUUUCUUGGUCUUGUUCAUGUUUCUAGUACUAAUGCUUUAUCUCUAAAAUUAGCAUUGGAGUCAUUAUUAGAAACAUAUAAUUUAAGUUUAUCAAGAGUACGUGGCCAAGGAUAUGAUGGUGCAAGUAAUAUGCAAGGAGAAUUUAAUGGUUUGAAAACUUUGAUAUUGAAAGAAAAUUCUUAUGCUUUCUAUGUACAUUGCUUUGCCCACCAACUUCAGUUAGCUCUUGUAACGGUUGCAAAAAAAUAUGUUGAAAUUGCUUUGCUUUUUAAUUUGUUAACCAAUUUGUGCAAUGUUGUUGGAGCUUCGUGUAAACAAAGAGAUAUACUUCGUGAUAGUCAAAUGACUAAGACAAUUGAAGCAUUACAAAGUGGAGAAAUUUCUAGUGGACGUAGUUUGAAUCAAGAAAUAGCUUUGAAAAGAGCUGGAGAUACUAGAUGGGGUUCACACUAUGGAACUAUACUUCGAUUAAUUUCUUUGUUUCCUUCCGUGGUCAAUGUUCUUGAAUAUGUUGAGGAAGAUGGAAAUAAUUUAGAACAAAGAGCUGAAGCAUGUCAUUUAUUGAAUGUCAUUCAAUCCUUUGAAUUCAUUUUCAACUUGCACUUGAUGAAAAAUAUCUUGGGAGUUUCUAAUGAAUUAUCUCAAGCGUUACAAAGGAAUGAUCAAGAGAUUGUAAAUGCUAUGGCAUUGGUUAAAGUGUCUAAGCAAUGGUUGCAAACUAUAAGAGAUGAUGGUUGGCCUCUUUUACUUGAUGAAGUCUCAUUGUUUUGUGACAAACAUAAUAUUACCAUUCCAAAAAUGGAUGAUAUAUUUGUGUCACAAGAAAGAUCAAGACGCAAAGCUCAAAAGAUCUCAAAUUUGCAUCAUUUUCAGGUUGAGAUAUUCUAUCAAGUAGUUGAUAGACAACUUCAAGAACUCAACAAUCAUUUUACAGAGGUGAAUACUUAA